This is a messenger RNA of Micromonas pusilla CCMP1545, 1425 nucleotides long. RefSeq lists its product as uncharacterized. Gene Ontology annotation, molecular function: metal ion binding; RNA binding. The transcript has 3 exons. Bases 1 to 1425 code for a protein of 474 amino acids. Gene Ontology annotation, biological process: regulation of RNA splicing. NCBI's taxonomy places the organism in Eukaryota, Viridiplantae, Chlorophyta, Mamiellophyceae, Mamiellales, Mamiellaceae. The record is from RefSeq and is a predicted model, not a curated record.
AUGACGGCGGUCGAGUCCGUCGUCGCCGCGCCCGCGCCGCCGAUGGCGCAGGCCGUCGUCGGCAGGCCGGAGGUGUGCAGGGAUUUCUUGAAGGGCGCGUGCUUCCGCGAUAACUGCCGCUACGCGCACAGCUCCGUGGACGGGUCUCAGCCCGCGGUGCAGUCCAACCAGCCGAUCUGCAGAGAUUUCCAGAACGGCCGAUGCUUCCGCGCGAGCUGCCGGUUCUACCACGGCUCCACGACCGAUCUCGCGGCGAACCAAGCCGCGAACGCGUUCGCCGGCGGCGCCGCCGCGCUCGCCGCGCUCGGCGCGGGCGGGUUCGGAGGGUUCAACGCGCUCCAACGCGCCGUGUCCGUCCCCGUGAACGGAGCUUCCUUCGCGAACGGUUUCGGCGACGCCGCCGCGGGGUCGCGGCACUCGUUCGACGGCUCUUCCGGUUUCAACAUCAACGCCGUGGGGUUCGAUCCCGCGACCGCGGCCGCCGCGAUGUUGCAAUCGCAGCAGCAGGCUGCCGCCGCGGCGGCGAUGCUGUUCCGAGCGUCGCAGAACGGCGCGGGCGGGGCGAACCCGCUCGCGGCGCUGCUCGCCGCGCAAGCGCAAGCGGGGCCCGGCGGUCUGAACGGCUCCCCGACCGGCGGUCUGAACCCGGAUGGGUCGCCGUCGAGGCACGGCGUCGACGCGAACAACGGAGCGAUCAACGGGAUCUCUCCGGACGCGAUGGCGACUUUACUCGCGAUGCAGCAGCAGCAACUGCAACUGCAGCGCCCCCGGCGAGGGUCGCCGCCGAGGGCGCCGUCGACGUCGCCGCCGCGGGGACCGUUGCCGCCGAGCGACCAGCCCGCGCCCGCGCCCGCGCCCGCGGGGAUGCUCUCUCGGUCGCUCAUGUUCAGCGAGCAGUACCCCGAGGAGCGAAACGGCGGGCUCGGUCGGCGCCAUAGCGUGGACGUGAACGGUCGCGUCGGACGCGCGAACCCGUACGUCUCGGAGCUCGACGCGGUGUCGUCCGCGUUUAACACCAUCGACCUCGGACUCGGGAACUCGACCUCGGUGGGGAAGUCGCCGCUCGGCCCGGGAGGCGCGAACGGCGUCGUCGGCGGGGGGUCGCCCAACGGGUUCGGCGCCGCGAAUGGAUCUUCCAGCCUUUGGGGCGGGUUCGACGGCGGCGCGUCCCCGCUCGGGGGAGCGUCGCGAAGAGCCUCCUUGGACGUGCGCGCGACGCCGGCGUCGUCGCGUCUGUCGCUCGACGGCGGUCUGUGGGAGGACAAGAGCGGGAUUCUGUCCUCCCCGAAGCGGUCGAUUGACGGUCGCUCGAACGGCGUGAACAUCGCCGCGCCGUCGUCGCUGUCGAACGGCAGCGGGAUCGUCGGGUCGCUCGGGGCGGAGUCCGCGGAAGCGAAACGCGACUCGACGUACUCGCUGUUUUGA